Molecule: messenger RNA, 3739 nt
Organism: Xenia sp. Carnegie-2017
Lineage: Eukaryota; Metazoa; Cnidaria; Anthozoa; Malacalcyonacea; Xeniidae
Product: protein transport protein Sec24A-like
Biological process (GO): COPII-coated vesicle cargo loading; intracellular protein transport; endoplasmic reticulum to Golgi vesicle-mediated transport
Cellular component (GO): COPII vesicle coat; endoplasmic reticulum exit site
Molecular function (GO): zinc ion binding; SNARE binding
Source: RefSeq, a predicted model, not a curated record
CCGCUAAAAAGGUCAGAGAAACUUUCUAAAGUAUUUUAUCUCAGGAAAACAUUGGAAAUGUAUGUGUUUUUGUCUUUAAAAAUUUUAUUUGGGUAACUGAAGGUUUCGGCAAGAUGUCGAGGACUGGUUUUCCCUCGGAAAACUUUCAAAAAUAUGAGAUUAACCAAGGCAGCUCAAGGCCAUCAGGUAAUGGUGCCUUGUCUAAUGGUCCUUCAAAUGGAUUAUCUGGACAACAACCAUAUCUAGCAAAUAAUCAGCAAACCAGGAUGAUGACUCAUUCAAGAUUAAAUAAUUCAGUACCACCUCUGCCCGUCAUGGGAAAUCAAUCUCCCAGAUUUGGCUCUAUGACACCUCCACCCAUCAAUUCUAGCUUCCCUAAUCCAAUGUCGCUUUCUCAACAAAAUGCUAAUGUAUACACAUCACCACCUACUGCCACUGGUUACAUGCAAGGGUCGGCCAUAACACAACAAAGAAAGGAUUUUACCAAUGCUCAACCGACAUCUUUGUCUGGAAAUUUAGUAAAAUCACCACUUACUAUGACUACUGGGCCUACAUUAAUGCCUAAUCUGGGUCCUCCAAUGGUGGGAGAUUCUAAACCUGCAAGACAACCUUUGUUACAAAAUCAUAUGAUAAACAAUAGCCAUGUUAGCCCCUCUACUAACUUCACAGGAGCAUCAACUAUGAAUGCUGGAAAUCCUGGCAACUUUACAAGACCUGAAAAUCUUAUGACUAUAUCUCAGAGCCCUAGAACCAAUUUUAGUGGCUCAUCUGGUUUUGCAAGCUCUCACAUGACCACUCAACCUCCUCCUCCCAUUGGCCAGGUUGUUGGUUCAAGUGGCCAACCACAUGCUUCACCACCAACUCAAUCUUCUCUUGCUGGCCCUCCUAUGUUAUCAAGUCAAGCCAGUACCUUGUCUGGAAAAAGAAGAAUUUAUCCAAAUCAGUUCCAUGGCAAUUCGUACCCAGGUCAGAAUAUUCCUAGUGCACCUUUGCCAUCUGGUCAGCCACCAUCUACUGGAGCGUAUGGUUCACAAAUGACCAUGAAAAGUCAAGGAUCAAAUUCCAACUCUUUUAUGAGCAAUGAUCUUCAAGAACAGAUGGGGAAACUUUCAGUUCAGCCUAUCGAUAACCAAGUCAUUAAUCUGAUGGACACAAGGAACUUAAUGUCUCCACAGAAGGAUGAUUUCAAGUUAUCUUUACAUGCAGAUUUAGAAAAGAAAAAUGCUAAACCCAAUAUCUUGACUUGCACACUAAGUAAUGCUCCUGAAAAUGACUCUUUAUUGAAAAAGUGUAAGCUUCCAUUUGGCAUACUUGUUCAUCCUUUCAAAGAUCUUUCCAACCUCGCUGUGAUUCAGUCCAGUACAAUUGUACGAUGUCGGUCCUGUAGGACUUAUAUCAAUCCAUUUGUGACGUUUGUUGACUCAAGACAUUGGAAAUGCAACAUGUGUUACCGAAUUAAUGAAGUUCCUCAGGAGUUUUGUUAUGAUCCAUCCACCCAAUCCUAUGGAGAACCCACGCGAAGACCCGAAAUUAAGUCGGCAACAUACGAAUUUAUAGCUCCAUCAGAAUAUAUGUUAAGAGCUCCUCAACCGGCGGCAUUUGUUUUCGCCUUCGAUGUUUCUUUCAAUGCUAUAGAGACUGGAUAUCUAAAAAUGGCAUGUGAAAUCAUCAAAGAAAACCUGAAUAAAAUGCCUGGAGAUUCAAGAGCCCUUGUUGGAUUUUUGACUUUCAAUAAAUCUGUGAAUUUUUAUAACCUUCGAAAUGAUCAAAGUCAACCUCAGAUGUUAAUAGUUUCAGAUAUAGAUGAGAUAUUUUUACCUGCGCCCGAAGAUCUUUUGGUGAAUUUAAGAGACAAUAAAGAGAUGAUUAUACAAUUUCUGGAAAGCUUACCCCAAACGUUUUCAUCAACUCAUGAUGUUAACAGUGCAACUGGAGCUGCAAUGCAAGCAGCCCUAAAACUUUUAGCUCCAACUGGUGGACGAGUAACAGUAUUUCAAACUACAUUGCCAAAUAUUGGACCAGGUGCUUUGGAAAAUCGUGAUGAACACGGUGUUAAAUCGUCUCCAAAGGAUUCAAGUAAAUUGAAUCCAUCUACGGAUUUUUACAAAAAGCUUGCGUUGGACUGUGCUGCAGAUCAAGUAUCAGUUGAUAUAUUCCAACUGUCUGGUCAAUAUGCUGACUGUUCGUCGUUGAUGUGCGCUUCAAAGUAUUCUGGGGGAUGUUUUUCUUACUUUCCAAACUUCCAUGUUGUAAAGAACCGAGCAAUGAGUGAGAAGUUUGAAAAUGAUUUCACACGCUAUUUAACAAGGAAAAUAGGAUUUGAAGCUGUAAUGAGAGUACGAUGUACUAGAGGUCUUAGCAUUCACUUUCACGGAAACUUCUUUGUUCGUUCAACGGAUCUGCUUUCCCUACCCAAUGUUAAUCCAGAUUCAGCCUUUGGUAUGCAGAUAUCUAUUGAUGAUGAUCUUUCAAAUUCUGAUCUUGCGUGUUUUCAGUCAGCAUUAUUGUACACAAGCUCCAAAGGAGAGCGACGGAUCAGGGUGCAUAAUUUGGCUUUGCCUAUCACCAAAAAAUUGAGCGAUGUCUUUGCAGGCGCUAAUACAUGUGCCAUUACUCUGAUGCUUUCCAAAAUGGCUGUUGACAGAAUGUUAACUGCUUCGUUAGGAGAUGCAAGAGAGGCAUUAUUGAAUGCAGUUGUUGAUUGUCUUGGUGUGUAUAAGUCUGCUGUUUCAGCACGUCAUGGUGAGAUAACAUCUCCUUACUCUCUUCGACAUUUGCCUUUGUAUAUUUUGUCCUUAAUGAAGCAGACAUCAUUUCGUCUUGGUUCAACGGCAACCUUAGAUUUACGAUGUUACGAGUUGCAGCAGUUUAAAGUGAUGCCAUUUGAUGUCGCCUUACUUACGAUUUAUCCUGCACUUUAUUCUCUCCAUAAUAUGACUGAUGAAGGUGCGAUUACGACUAAGUUUGGAAGUGUACCACAGCCAUCUAGGCUACUUUUAUCUGCUGAAAAACUAUCUCGUGUUGGAAUAUUUCUCAUGGAUGCUGGACAGGAAUUUUAUAUCUGGGUUGGCAAGGAAACGGCAAUGGCCGAUAUUCAAUGCCUAUUUGGAGUACCAAAUUACGAUUCGAUUCCUGAAGACAUGGGAGCUCUACCAAACCUUGAUAACAGCUUGUCAAAAAGAGUACGAGCCUUAAUUGAUCAUUUACGAUCAGAGAGAACAAAUCACACAAAUUUAUAUAUUUUGAGGGAAAAUAGCAGAAUGCGAUCGAAAUUCGUUAGUAAAUUAAUGAACGACCGAACAGAAUCAAUGAUGUCUUAUUAUGAGUUUCUUGUUCACAUUCAAGGACAGAUCAAUUGAUGUUUAUGUCAAAUGGUUUGCAAACUAAUGCUAUGUACGAGUUACUAAUAUGCACAAAUAAUACUCCAACAUUAUGAGCCAGUCACAUCCAACUUUUGUGGUCUGUAUAAAUCAACUUAUGUAAUAUUUUAACGAUGAGAAAAAGAGAACUCAUAACUAUAUAUUAAGAAAUUCUAUAUGAGUCACCUGAUUCAAAUUUAUAUUGUAUCACAAUUGGUUUAUUUUAUUGAUGGUUGGAUUGAUAAUUUAUAUUUAGGUAUAGCUGCUAUAUUGAAAAAUUAUUUCAACCAAGUGGCAGCAUCACUAUUAUAAAGUUGUAAUGUUACUAAUUUACAAUUCUCGCGAAUCGAAAAUGAAAGUAAAUUGCCUUGAUUGAUUUA